AUGGCUGAUGUUGAAAUGAGCGAUGCGCCUUCCGCCUCCAAGAAGGUAGAUGUUGCAAAUGGGAAAGGCUCUGAAGGCAAGAAAAAGUUCGAAGUCAAGAAGUGGAAUGCUGUCGCACUCUGGGCUUGGGAUAUUGUUGUUGAUAACUGUGCCAUCUGCCGCAACCACAUCAUGGAUUUAUGCAUAGAGUGUCAAGCAAACCAAGCAUCAGCUACUAGUGAAGAAUGCACGGUAGCGUGGGGGAUCUGCAAUCACGCCUUCCACUUCCACUGCAUCUCCCGUUGGCUCAAAGCCAGAUCGGUCUGCCCCCUGGAUAAUCGCGACUGGGAAUUCCAGAAAUAUGGUCGAUGA
Messenger RNA from Pochonia chlamydosporia 170, 351 nucleotides. RefSeq names its product zinc finger domain-containing protein. Gene Ontology annotation, cellular component: nucleus; cullin-RING ubiquitin ligase complex. Lineage: Eukaryota; Fungi; Ascomycota; Sordariomycetes; Hypocreales; Clavicipitaceae. Gene Ontology annotation, molecular function: cullin family protein binding; ubiquitin protein ligase activity; zinc ion binding. Gene Ontology annotation, biological process: ubiquitin-dependent protein catabolic process; protein ubiquitination. Bases 1 to 351 code for a protein of 116 amino acids. The transcript is spliced from 4 exons. The record is from RefSeq and is a predicted model, not a curated record.